Trichomonas vaginalis G3 is the source of this 348-nucleotide messenger RNA. RefSeq lists its product as uncharacterized. The transcript has a single exon. The record is from RefSeq and is a predicted model, not a curated record. Bases 1 to 348 code for a protein of 115 amino acids. Lineage: Eukaryota; Parabasalia; Trichomonadida; Trichomonadidae.
AUGUCCGACGUCCCACCAACCGAGUCCAUUCCCAAACCAGAGGAACCUAAAGAACCACAACAGUCUCCUCAGCAACCUCAGUUCCAGCAAGUACCUCCGAAUUUCUACCAAUUUCCACCUCAAGGUUACUACCCACCACAAGGCUUCCCGAACUACCCUCCUCAGCCUAUGCCUUACUUCCCCAACCCUUGGAUGUUCCAGCAAGCUCCACCCCAGCAAUUCCAAUCUCAAUCCAAAUCGAAGAGAGACCAAGAGUUCGAAGAAGGUCUGAACCGUUUACGCAAAGAGUAUGCUACAGCUCCAAUUGAGAGAAAGUUGUUCCCGGACCAAAAAUAUAAUUUAUGUUAG